Messenger RNA from Caenorhabditis sp. 36 PRJEB53466, 2010 nucleotides. Lineage: Eukaryota; Metazoa; Nematoda; Chromadorea; Rhabditida; Rhabditidae. The record is from the annotation of a GenBank genome assembly.
AUGCAGAAAACUAAAUGGCGAUUAAACCAAUCCAUCCUUCUCCUCGUCACAGCUCAGGUAUGUCUGAGCAAUGAAUAAUCAAAUGGUGAAUAAUACCAGGGAAGCUCUUGUUUUGAACCUUAUUGGCGGUCUGCGUCAUUUUUUUGAAUCAAAAGUUUGACAGUAACGUACAGUACCUAAAAAAAACCUAAAAUCAAUCUCUCACAUUUUCAGAUAGCCGCAACAGCAGCUGUACGGUGUUUCGAUUGUGUCGGAAUGGAUUGUAUGGGUGCUUUCUGUGAAGGCGAGUACUGUAUGGUGUCCCAGUAUGCUCCGCGUUGGGGUUCCGCUCGGUGGGGUGAGCCCGAAGUGGUGAAAGGCUGUGUGAAAGGAUCAAUGAUCGGGAAAGAUGUGCGAAGUCACUGCGAAUUCGCCGAAGAUUCUGACGAACCUUUCACCUGCUUCUGCAAUGGAAAAGAUUUGUGUAACGCGCGGAAAAACAUUCGCAAAGUGGAGAGAGAAGACGUUGAGCUCGUGAGUUCUCAGAAUGCGCGGGGAUGACUAAGAAUAAUUGGAUGAGCAGGUACAAUGCGUUUGCAAUGGAGCGCACUGCAAAAACGACAAGACGUGCGUCGGCGAAUUGUGCACUUAUGUCGUCAAUCACAAGACGAAGCAAGUGGAGCAAGGAUGCACUAAUGCUUCAGUGCCGUUGAUCGAACGAAGGGCCAUCGGUUCAUGCAUGGCGCCGCCCAUCACCGGAGCAAUGCAUCACAACGUGGCAAAGGUUAGCUUUUCAGAAUAUACCAGAUCUCUGAACUCUCAUUUUUUUUAGGAUGCUCAAUCCCUUUUGGCAGUUGAGUCAUGCAUUUGUGGAACGGAUUACUGUAACAGUGAGAAGCCGUCGAUCGAUGUUCCUGAGAACGAAAAGUGUAAUGCGUACGUGGAAGUGACCACAAUGGGCACGACCACCAAGAGUAAGAAUAUCUCGUGCAGUGGAGAAUACUGUUUUACUGUAAGUUGUGUGUGACAGUGAGCAAAACACGACAUGUGUUUUUCUAGGCUUCCAUCAAGUCCAAGCUCGGAAUAAUGUCUGCUUACCGUACAUACGGAUGCGCCUCUUUCACCGGAGAAGAUCCGCUUCCGGAGGAGCUCGACCCGACCGGAUGUGCCUCUUUCGUUUCCGAGAAUUUGGAAGUGAAGACGUGUUUCAAGGUGAUUUAGUGCUUUUAGUAGUCAUGGAGAGCCCACGAAGUGCGCGCAGAACACGCAGCAAUUACGAAAUCUCAAUGGCUAUGAGAAAACGCAGACCGAAAGUUUGGUGCUGCUUAGACUACAAACUACAUUUUUUGCUAAGCAGCAUCAAAGAUUUUGGUCUGUCACACUUGUGCUGAAAUUUACUAAUUUUUUUUCAAAUUUUAGACUUCUGACAAACAAGCCGUGGGCCGUGCUCUUGCCUCGAAACAAAUCCCUGAGUCUAAAUCAUCGAAGCCUUCGAAAGGAAGCUCACAGUAAGAAAUUUCAUGAAAUUUCAAUAACAUUCCCCCGAUAAAUUUAGAAAACAAAAGUCGAAGCCAAAGCAGAAACAAGUGGAAGUAGAGUAUGACGAGGAAGAAAAUGAAGAAGAGGAAGAAGCCGAAAAGCCAAAAGAGAAGGCGAAGAGCGGAAAAUCAGCGAAGGAACGACAGCAGGCGGAAGAAAAGAAGGAGAAGGAGCAGGAAAAGGAGAACGAGGAAAAAGAAGAAGAAGAGGAAGAAGAAGAGAAGGAAGAGGGAGAGGAGAAGAAGGAGGAGGAAGCCACCACGAAGAAGUCGUUCAUAUUUGAGAAGCCGACUCAGCCGCCAAUUCCAGAUGAUACCAAUACCACAAUGGUAGGCUUUGUAGUUUCUGAAUAUGCUUCAUCUUGAAAUAUCCGUACAGAUUACUGUCUUCGUGCUCAUCAUUUUGUGCAUUCUGGGCUCGGGAAUAGUUUGGAAGUUUGAGCUGCACAAGAAACUGAAGAGGAGCAGUUAUGACACCGUCGCUGGAGGAUAA